Messenger RNA from Apis laboriosa (Himalayan honeybee), 776 nucleotides. It is a transcript of the gene eIF4E4, whose product is annotated as eukaryotic translation initiation factor 4E-1A. NCBI's taxonomy places the organism in Eukaryota, Metazoa, Arthropoda, Insecta, Hymenoptera, Apidae. Gene Ontology annotation, cellular component: cytoplasm; eukaryotic translation initiation factor 4F complex. The record is from RefSeq and is a predicted model, not a curated record. The transcript is spliced from 4 exons. Gene Ontology annotation, biological process: translational initiation. Gene Ontology annotation, molecular function: RNA 7-methylguanosine cap binding; translation initiation factor activity. Bases 85 to 726 code for a protein of 213 amino acids.
GAAAUUUUGUGUAAAAAUUUUGCCGACAGAUGCCCUUACUGUUAGUUCACUGAACGAGCAUAUUGUGCGUAUAGUUUGUGUGACAUGGCUACGAGUAAUACAGAAGAAAUUGAGGAAGUUGAAAGGAAGGAGCAAGAAGUAGUAAACUUCGAUGAAUUCCCCCCAGAAGUUUUAAUCAAACAUCCACUUCAACAUACAUGGACUCUUUGGUAUUAUGAACCAGAUAGAAAUAAAACAUGGGAAGAAAGUCAAAGAAAAGUUACAAGUUUUGAUACAGCUGAAGAUUUCUGGAGUUUAUAUAAUCAUAUAAAGGCAGCAUCAGAAUUAAAACAAGGUUGUGACUAUAGCAUGUUCAAACAAGGAAUCCGGCCCAUGUGGGAAGAUAAUGCCAAUAAAUGUGGUGGAAGAUGGCUUAUAAAUUUAGAUAAAAAACAAAGAAAUACAGAUUUAGAUCACUUUUGGUUAGAAACUCUUUUAUGUAUGAUUGGUGAAGCAUUUAAUGGAUAUUCAGAUGAUAUUUGUGGAGCUGUUGUAAAUGUAAGGCAAAAAGGAGAUAAAAUUGGUGUAUGGACUGCAAAUGCUAAUAGUGAAGAUAGUGUUAUGGAAAUUGGACGUAAAUUAAGAGAAAGAUUAAAAAUUGCAUCCAAAGUUACUAUAGGCUAUCAAAUACAUAAAGAUGUUAUGGUCAAAGUAGGAAGUCAAACAAAAAAUGCUUAUGUUGUUUAAAUCUUAUUAAUGUUAUUAUCACUAUUCAUUAAAAAUUUUUCAAAUAACAA